AAUGACAGUCAUUUUAGUUUAAAAUAUUUCUUAAGAAAUACUACUAAUUUGAUGCAGUUUAACUAAUUUAUAAAUGGCGCGCUGUCACUUUAAGAGCGUCUACACAACUCUCAUAAUGAUCAGCUCCAUUCAAAUAUAAGCCAUUGGCUAGUCCACAAACUCCACAUUUAGCACAAUAUAAGCAAUAAUGAUGACGAUAUUAAGUUGGUAUAAACAGCUAGCUAGACCUUUUCUGUUUGCAAUUAAAAGUGAUAGCUAUCUGAGUGGAGUGUUUCAAUCGGCAUAGGCUACAGUGCUUCAUGUAAAGGCUUAGUUUAAGGGAAACAAAUUAUUGAAGACUUCAACACUCACCAGCCCCAUUACAAAACGGCAAAGACCACAUUAUAUUUUUGUCCAUUUUCCAUAUCACAGUGAAUGCAGCCAAAAUAUUAUAUGCCCUGGCUCCUUUUAUAAUGGUAUAGGCUACAGGGAACCGGCGACGUCCUCUUGAGUCUAUUUUCACCUGUUGCAGCAUGUCGGGAUCUGGGGGUGUCUAAAUGAGUUUCACAUUCCUGUGGCGGCUUGGGUGCUUGCUCAGAUUUGAGGUGGAAUUUUUCGCUGUCGACAACAUUUUUCUUCCCACGCAGAGUAUACAGCGUUAAUGUUUUGUUCGUAAUGUCUGAACUGCAAUUAAUUAAAUGCUCCAUGUUCGCGUUCUCUCCCUCUAUGUCUUGCACACGUGUUAUUUACAUCUAUGAUCACAGCUACGUCAUUGUCACAGUCUCAUUACUCUCAUUACUGUUUUUGCAAUUGUAAGGCCUUACUUUACUCGUUAUUUGAAAAAAGUAAUGGGAUUACAGUAACGCGUUACUGCCCAUUACUGGUUGGCAAGUUAUUUGUUCAAACUGCACAUGGUCUGCCUACUUUUCACCUGAACAUCAGAGGAAAGCCGGUGUGGGGAGAGUCUCCACUGAUCUGGGGUCAGUCUCUGUGCCUCCGUCUGGUGCUGUUCAAACCCACAAGACAAGUUGUAUCCUGAAUAAAUCAGCAGUCAUAGAAGAACUGGUUUGACAACUGGUCCCUGUCUCUGACUAACUUGCACCAGAGCAGGAUGUGAAGUUGAGUAACCGGUUGAUUCUCUGCCCUCCACGCGACACUUGAUUUCAUACGGGAAACUUUAAUUCUCUCCUCCUGGCUGACUCAACUACACUGCUGGUGAAACAGACGACAGAGGGGAAAGGAUUUUAUGUAAAGAAGACCAAAUGGAUUCUAAACUGGAAGAGGAUCUCUCCUGUGCUGUAUGCUGUGACAUCUUCAAGGAUCCUGUCAUUUUAACCUGUGCUCACAGUGUGUGUAAAGCCUGUCUACAACACUUCUGGGAGAGUAAAGGAUCCAGAGAAUGUCCGUUCUGCAGGAGAAAGUGCUCAAGACAACUCUAUCCACCUAACUUGGCUUUAAGGAACUUGUGUGAGACCUUUGUACAGGAGAGAAGUCAGAGAGCUUCAGCAGGGUCUGAGGUUCUCUGUAGUCUGCACUGUGAGAAAUUCAAGCUCUUCUGUCUGGAGGAUAAACAGCCUGUGUGUGUGGUGUGUAAGACGGCAAAGAAACAUAAAAAUCACACCUUCAGUCCCAUAGAUGAAGCAGCACAGGACCGUAGGGUGGGACUCAAGAUCAAACUACAGCCCUUACAGAAGAAACUGAAGACCUUUGAACAAAUUAAACUCAUCUGUGACCAAACUGCAGAACAUAUUAAGACUCAGGCCCAACACACAGAGAGGCAGAUCAAAGAGGAAUUUCAAAAGCUUCACCAUUUUCUACAAGAUGAAGAGGCAGCCAGGAUAGCUGCACUGAGGGAGGAAGAGGAGCAGAAGAGCCAGAAGAUGAAGGAGAAGGUUGAGAAGAUGAGCAGAGAGAUCUCAUCUCUUUCAGACUCAAUAAGAGCCAUUGAAAAGGAGAUGGGAGCUGAUAACAUCACAUUCCUGCAGAACUACAAGAACACAGUGGAAAGAGCUCAGUAUUCACUGCAUGUUCCAGAGGGGGAAUCAGGAGCUCUGAUCAAUGUGGUAAAGCACCUGGGCAACCUGAUGUUCAGAGUCUGGGAGAAGAUUCAUGAGAUUGUUCAAUACACUCCUGUGACUCUGGAUCCCAACACUGCACACCCACAUCUCAUCCUGUCUGAGGAUCUGACCAGUGUAAUACACAGUGAUGAGACACAGUGGCUUCCUGGUAACCCAGAGAGGUUUGAUAGGUUUGUCAGUGUCCUGGCCUCUGAGGGCUUUAAUUCAGGGACUCACUGCUGGGAUGUGGAGGUUGGCGAGAACACACUGUGGGAUGUGGGUGUGAUGACAGAGUCUCUCCAGAGGAAAGGAGAGAUUUACUCCGGAAGUGGACUGUGGAGUGUGUGGUAUGAUGGUGCUGGAUAUGGAGCAUGUACUUCUCCUCAUGACUCCACUUCCCUCACAGUGAAGCAGAAACUCCAGAGGAUCAGAGUGCAGCUGGACUGGGACAGACGAAAGCUGUCAUUCUCUGACCCUGAUAAUAACACGCACAUACACACUUUUACACACAUUUUCACUGAGAGAAUGUUUCCAUACUUUUGGACUAAGUCAUCAUUCUCUCCUCUUAGGAUGCUGCCAGUAAAGUAUUGCAUUACCAUGAAGCAUAGUUAGAUUUUACCUGUGUCUUAUUAUGGAUGAUAUACUAUGGAUGAUAUACUUUGAUUGACAAUUAUGAUUCAUUUACAUUAUAUAUAUUGACUGAAUUUCCAACCAUUUAUGGAUGUAAUAUGCUCAUAAUGCACAGCACCCUCCAAAUGUAUUAGCACCCCUUAAUGAGUAAAAAAAGGAAUUUAAAAAUCUUCUUUUAGUGUUUUAUUAUUUUCACAAUGACAAUAAAGAGGAAAAAUCUAUUAAUAAAAGACAACACAUUUA
This is a messenger RNA of Alosa sapidissima (American shad), 2909 nucleotides long. Its product is annotated as zinc-binding protein A33-like. Gene Ontology annotation, molecular function: protein binding; zinc ion binding. The coding region runs from base 1242 to 2648 and encodes 468 amino acids. The transcript has 6 exons. The record is from RefSeq and is a predicted model, not a curated record. NCBI's taxonomy places the organism in Eukaryota, Metazoa, Chordata, Actinopteri, Clupeiformes, Clupeidae.